Penicillium maclennaniae is the source of this 786-nucleotide messenger RNA. RefSeq lists its product as uncharacterized. The coding region runs from base 1 to 786 and encodes 261 amino acids. The record is from RefSeq and is a predicted model, not a curated record. The transcript has 7 exons. Gene Ontology annotation, cellular component: endoplasmic reticulum membrane; plasma membrane. Gene Ontology annotation, biological process: endoplasmic reticulum membrane organization. NCBI's taxonomy places the organism in Eukaryota, Fungi, Ascomycota, Eurotiomycetes, Eurotiales, Aspergillaceae. Gene Ontology annotation, molecular function: FFAT motif binding.
AUGUCCGUCGAAGUUGACCCGCCCGAGCUGGGCUUCAAGCGCCCCUUCAACCAGGAAAUUUGCCAGGUCCUCCAUCUGCGCAACCCAGGCCAGGAAGCGGUUGUCUUCAAGGUUCGUUUACACUCCCGCCUCCGUGUUAAGACUACCGCCCCGAAGCACUACUGUGUCCGUCCCAACUCCGGCCGUGUCGAGCCCGGCAAGACUGUCGAAGUCCAAGUGCUUCUGCAAGCUAUGAAGGAGGAGCCCCCAGCGGACGCAAAGUGCAAGGACAAGUUCCUGGUUCAGUCCGUUGCGGUCGGUCGCGAUAUGGAGUUCUCAAACGUCACCGCCAUCUUCGAGAAAACUUCUAAGUCCGCGGUCAUUGAGAAGAAGAUCCGAGUGAACUGGCUCCGUUCUGAUGCCAACCUUGCUGCUGACUCCUCUAAGCUCGGCGCAAAUGACUCGGUCCUGGAAGGGGAACCCCCGACCUACACAUCCCCCGGCGGGAACUUUGAGACUCCAGCCCCAGGCAAAAAAAAUCCCUGCCGAGCAAGCAUCGCCCAUCCCUCCCCCGAUUUCUCCGAGAAGACCAAGUCCGAGUCCGAGUCCCCCGGGCCUAGCGAGCCCGUCGGCGCGUUCGCAAAUGCCAAGGCUGCCGUAAUCGGCGCCAUGCCCUCAAGCGACGAACUGAAGGCACAGCUUGCCGAUGCGAAUGCACAAAUUCAACGACUCAAGGACCGACUGGCAGAUCAGGGCUUGCGGCAGCGGAAGACCGGUGGCGAGGCACCGGCCGCCCUGCUACUAUGA